Messenger RNA from Andrographis paniculata, 2597 nucleotides. Its product is annotated as ankyrin repeat-containing protein BDA1-like. The record is from RefSeq and is a predicted model, not a curated record. The transcript is spliced from 2 exons. Gene Ontology annotation, molecular function: protein binding. Lineage: Eukaryota; Viridiplantae; Streptophyta; Magnoliopsida; Lamiales; Acanthaceae. Bases 1 to 1584 code for a protein of 527 amino acids.
AUGGAGAGUGAAUGGGAAGUCCCUCUUGUUAUAUAUAAAUGUGUGUGUAUAAGAUAUUGUGCAUUGUUUAGCAUUAUAUAUACAGAAAUGGAAAGAAGAUUGAUGGAAGCUGCGUGCUCGGGGGACUUGAGAGCUGUUCAUGAUUCAGUUGGAGAAGAUGCUGCAAUCUUGCAGAAGCUGCUGCAGCCUGGGGCAGGAACAGAAACGCCUCUUCACUUGGCAUCCAUGUUUGGCCAUGCCGAGUUUGUGAGAGAGUACAUCAAGCUUGGCUCAGUCAGUGUCCACCAGCUUUCCCAACUUAAUGGAGCCGGUUACUCCCCAUUCCACCUGGCCUCAGCCAAUGGCCAUGCCGAGAUUGUCAAGCUCAUGCUGGAUAUCGCAAGGGAGAAGGGUACUGCUGCGGAGCGCGAUCUGUGCCUGAAGAUGGACAAGGAUGGGAGGACUGCGCUACACGCAGCAACGGCUGCUGGUAAAACUGACGUGAUCGAUGUACUUCUUGCUGUGGACUAUUCUAAGGAGGCAGAAAUACAGGCCAGAGUUAACGGCGACAGUGUUCUUCAUGUUGCUGUGAAGCACCACCAACACGAGGCUCUUGAUCUGCUGAUUCAAAAGCUCGGCUCGUCGGCCAAAGAUCUGCUUAACCAGGGCGAUCGGGAAGGAAACACACUUCUGCAUUUAGCAACUGCUCAAGGACAACUUCAGACAGUGGAGCUCUUGUUGAAGCAGCCUGACUUGGAUGUGAAUGCAAAGAACUUGUAUGGACUAACUGCGUUGGACAUCAUCUUCGCCUGUGGUCUAACCAACUCCAACAACAACAAUGUCGCAUAUCUCCAAGAGGCGAUCAUCAGGGCCGGAGGUUGCAGGGCAUCCGACCCAACACUUACCCGUUUAACAAGUUCCCAUCCUCCUGCAACAGGUCCAGUCGCAGCGGGCGCCAUGGAGCGGCUAGACACUGGAUUUUACUACUCCAAGGAGGUCAGGGGUGGCAUCAUAGUAAUGGCAUCAAUAGUUGCGACUGUGACAUUUCAAGUAGUCCUAACACCCCCCGGCGGGUUGUGGCAAGACUGGCCGGAAAACACCAACACGACAGCGUUCCCACAUGAGCACAGGCCCGGACAUAUAGUUCUCUAUGAUCUAUCUCGCACGGAAUUCACUGCUGUCAUGGUAAUUAAUCUCGAAACCUUCUGUGUUUCAAUAGCUACCAUUCUACUUUCACUGCAGCCGGUGGUUUCCUCGGUCAUGGACGUGGUGAUCACACAAAACAUGCUCCCGCUUUUCGUCCCCCUCACCUUGAUUCUAACAGUGGUGGACUUUCUGGUGAUACUGCACAUCACCACAACCGGCCCCAAGUCGGGGCUGCUACGAGAUGCCAACUUCCUUUGGCCUCUUGUUCCUUCUCUACUCUUGCUGUUCCUCGGCCUACUCGUCUUCAACAUAAGCACCAAUCGGUUUCUAAGCAAUAUGUAUACGCAGUAUGUUAAAAAAGUUUCGACGAUGGUAGCUAAGUGCUUUGGCCAGGUUCCAACGGCGGGUGAACUGCUCUGCGGUCGGGCUCCAGCGGCAAGCGAACCGGUUCGAGCAUAGUCUUCAAUAACCAGCACCAGCUCCUUCCAUGAGGUACUCCUUUUGCCAUUGAAAAUCUUUUGGGUUUUCUUAUUGAAAGCUCCAUUUUUCACUGCUCUGAACUGUUAUUAAUUGAUUGUUGCCUGAGUGAUGGAUAAUAAAUUAUGAUCAUAAUAAUCGUACUUCAGCACUUGUUAUAUAAUUCUUUCCCUCUAACAAGACUUUAGAUUCUAAGCUUUUGAUAUGGAUGUGUAGAAUGAAUGAUCUGUGGAUGAACAAAACCUUAAUAAAAUUUACCAACACUCAUAAAUUCUUACAGUCAAUCGUACAAAAGACUGUCGAAAGAUUAAAAAUUACAAAAUAAGUGAAUAGUAGGAGGCAAAACUGCAUGCAUGCAGAUGUACUCUCUUUUUUUUAGGCCCAAAUCAUUUUAUAUGCUGCAAGAGAAGUAGCUGCAAGAACCCAAGCACCCUGCAUGCUGCCGGAGAAUCCAGAGGCUGCUGAAACUCCGGGCGAGGCAGGAGAUGGACUCGGAGCCAAGUCUGCGGUAGUUACAGUGAUGGCAAGCUUCAUCCCUCUGGUGCAGUGGUCUGCAAACCCACAGAUGUACCAUUUCCUCCCUGGAGAGGCGAGGACGAUCACAUCAUUUCCGCUGCUGAGAGAAGUCACAUUGCUUGGCACAGCACACUGCCGGAAGUCAUCAGCAGUGGUCAGUCUGAAAACAUUGUGAGAUCCUUCUGUGUACCGGAAAACUGCACAAAAUGAAGUGUUAAGAAUAACUUGUGCCAAGAAACUUCAGAGACCAGUGUAAGUGCUGAUUUAAGUGUUCCAUUUAGAGGAAAUAAAUUGAGUAUUUUACUCAGCCUGUCUCCGACAUGGAAAUCCUUCCCCUCAGCCCAGGCAGUGUAAUUGAAGUUUAGUUUCCAGCCCGAUCCAUCACCUACAAUGUAAUCUGUUGACAAUGCUGGAGUGGAAAUAACCACCAUUGUCAUCACCAUCAGUGUUGCCUUGAGCAGCUGGGCCAUAAUAUUUCU